This is a messenger RNA of Eremothecium sinecaudum, 2355 nucleotides long. Its product is annotated as metallo-dependent hydrolase superfamily protein. Gene Ontology annotation, molecular function: AMP deaminase activity. The record is from RefSeq and is a predicted model, not a curated record. Gene Ontology annotation, cellular component: cytosol. Bases 1 to 2355 code for a protein of 784 amino acids. The transcript has a single exon. Gene Ontology annotation, biological process: IMP salvage. NCBI's taxonomy places the organism in Eukaryota, Fungi, Ascomycota, Saccharomycetes, Saccharomycetales, Saccharomycetaceae.
AUGGCUCUGGGUAGUACUAUCGAAUCUGCGUCUAACAAUGCAAAGCCAAGGAAAGAGGGCAAGGCACCUCGAAUCAAAAACUUAUUGAAACUGGAUGACCUUAAUGUAAUACCGCUAAAAACGGCGUACGACAAGCAGUUUUAUGAAGGUAAUCUAUUGGGUGAGUCUGCUUCCGAAAUUAUGCGUGUUUUUCCGCUCGACGAUUUAAGAUCUCUUCGAGAGAGAUUUAUUAGACAGUCACUACAGGACGACGGCUCGAAUUUAAAGUUCGACGUGGAAAAAUGGUUCCUCUACCCCACGCCAUUGCCUAAGUUUUGGAAAUAUAAUCGGGAUUUGUUAAUGUCUGCUAUAAAUACUGAAGAUACAAAACACAAUAGACCUUCAAAAAGUGAAACCCUUAAAGCAUAUUACCUUAAGGAGUCAGAUGAAUUGAUGGAAGUGGAAGUUGAAGUUGACCAGAUGGAGAGUAGGAAGCCUCUGUUGUACACUGGAAAGACCUUCAACUUGGAUGUGUAUCGGGAGAAACUCUUAAAACAUACAACGCGGAAAGUGGACAAGACACCGCUUGCAAUUCCAGAAUUUGAAGAAUUCAUGCGCGCUUUUCGUACCUUGACUGAUGUUGCAACUUCAGGUGAGUUCCAGAACUUCGCUUAUAGGAAAUUAGAAUAUCUCUAUAACAAGUUUGAUUUGUUCCAACACCUCAAGUCGAACUCAGAGAAGACGGAAAAUAAAACUGUGAAACAUAGGGAUUUCUAUAACAUUAGGAAGAUUGAUACCAAUAUGUUAUUGAGCGGGUGUGUUUCUGAAAGACAACUGAAUGAGUUUAUCUGGGAUAAGCUUAACCUUGAGCCAAAUCGUGUGGUGUAUGUUCUCAAGGAUGGCCAUCCUGUGACGCUAAGAAGUCUUUUCAACACUAGUAGUAAUGAACUUGAUAUAUCCAAGCGUGACAAUACAAAUAUUGGACUGAAAGCUGUUGCUAACGAAUUCCUAGAUUGGUACCAGACAUUAGGUGUGCCUCGAGCUUCUAUGGUUGAACAUGAGGUCUUGGGAGCAGAGGCAGGGAAGGGCCAGUGCAACAAGCGGCACUUUAUGUUUUAUUUGAUUGCGAAGACGUUUCUUGACUUUGACAAUUAUAUCAACGGUGAAUACUUUGCUGAGUUAAUUAUCAGAUAUGUGAUCGAGAACCUCGAGCAAAAUAAGUAUCAACUUGCUCAGUUAUCCGUUGAUUUUCGUUUUGAACGGUCAGGUGCAUGGUGGAGCAAGUUUGCUGCUUGGGUGUGUAGGUGGAAGUUGGUCUCCUAUAGUAUCCGUUGGAACGUCCGGAUCAAGAGAGAUUAUCCCAUGUUGUACCAACUAGGUCAUGUUAAAAACUUCGGUGAGUAUUUGGAUUCGGUUUUUGAUCCUCUUACGGAUGACCAUGCCUAUGAUAACGUUGAAUUACAGUUUUUUCUCUCAACAGUUUGCCAUCUUGACCUCGUGGUUGAACCGCAUGAUGAAUACAGUAGUCAAGUAAUUGGUAAUAUCUGGUCGAAACCGGAUAAAUGGGGGGCCAGGGGGGACAAUCCUCCAGUCGCGUACUAUAUGUACUACAUUUAUCAGAAAUUGGCACAGGUAAACUAUUUGAGAAAUGCCAGGUCACAGAACACCAUUUCCCUAAGAAGUUACUACCAAUGCGAUAGCACCAAGGUUUCACAAUUCAACGAUAUCGGUAUCACAGAACAACUUGAGAGUUUGUUAGCCAAUUUUCUCCUGUGCCACGGUGGCCUUUUACGUGCGGACCAAAUGUGGUACGGAGCGCCUGUACCAGCUUACCUGUAUUAUUUAUUUCAAAUUCCACUCGUCGUCUCACCACUUUCACCAUUCGUUAUGCAACAAAUCCAGCACAAACAAAAUGUGGAAAAGCGACGUUAUCAUAUGGACCUUUCCAUACCAGAGGAAGCUAAGUACACUGAUAAUCCCUUUAUUUUAAUGCAUAAAGUUGGAUUUAGAGUCGUUUUGUCCUGCAAUAUGGUUUUGUUCAAUAAUUCCUAUACAUCGGAACCCAUUGCAGAAGAAUAUAGUGUUGCAGCGAGUAUUCAUCUAUUAAGUGCAGCUGAUUUAUCAGAGUUUGUACGCAACAGCGUUUUUGCCAGCAGUUUUGAAGGAUAUUACAAGAAACAUUGGAUUGGGGUACAACUAAAGAAAACAUCUUAUAUGCGUGAUUCUUUUGGCCUUGUUGAUAUAUGGUAUGAUGAGGCGCCAGAUACUCGAGAAAAACAUAAUCUUCCAAGAAUUAGGAGAAAUUAUAGAAUGGAAACUUUAAAAAAUGAAUGGCAGUGCUUUCGUUUGUCUUGUCCCAUUUUUCCAGAUGAUUAA